AUGAACCAAACACAAUGUAUAUCCGCUGAAGCAUCUGUUAUUGAUAAAGGAUACAACAUUGUACGUGUAUUACAUUUUAUUUUUGGAUUAAUAUUUAUAAUAAUGCUUGUAAGGAUUGUUUGGUCAUACAGAACAAAAUCGUUGAAAUUACAUAAAAAUUUAAUUUUAUUAUUGGCCAAUAUUUUAUUACUUAAUACACUUCUUGUUUUGUCGUAUUUUCUUGCUGUUUUUAUGAACUUUGUAAGAUUUAAUUUUUUAUUUAAUAAAUAUUUAAUUUUUUAUCACAAACAGAUUGUUCUAUUUACAUACAAAAAUUCUUGUGAUUGUUUAAUUCAAAUUUGGUUAGUUUAUUUGAUUAGAAUUCCUUUUUAUCUUCAAAUUGCUGGCUCUCCUUUGUUUCAUUUUGCUAUAAUGAUCGAAAGAAUUUUGGCUACAGUUUAUGUUAAAAUUUAUGAAAAUCAAGGAAAAAAGAUUGGAAUAAUUAGCACAAUUAUUGUGUGGAUAUUGACCUUAAUGUUUGGUUUUUAUGUAUAUAUUACAUCAAGUAUGGAUGUCAAUACUUUUAGUCAUCCAAUGGUUUAUCUAACUUUGACAAGUAUUUACAAUUCUCAAUUACUUAUUGACAUUCACAGUUUCCUCCUAAUUUUGGUUAUUUGUAUAGCAAUUGCUGAUUAUUAUUUAAUUAAUCGAAAUAAAAAAAUAAAAUCGAAUUUGUGA
Molecule: messenger RNA, 717 nt
Organism: Meloidogyne enterolobii
Lineage: Eukaryota; Metazoa; Nematoda; Chromadorea; Rhabditida; Meloidogynidae
Source: the annotation of a GenBank genome assembly